UUUUUAUCCCUUUAUGUGCCUAUGUUCUACACAAAAACAGUAUUCAGUUGCUGAUAGCGCAAGUCGUUCUGAAAACUCGUCGGGUUUCGGUUUCUUAAAGCGUCAAAUCACGUUUGUUGUGUUUUGUCAAAUUGUGCCGUGUUUAUUAUACCAUUAAUUUUGGCUACAAUGCUCAACGAGGAAGUGGAUGAUACGGAAUUCUUCCAGCAGGAUUUCACAACUGCCUCAGAGUGGGAAAUUUUCAACGCCCGCUUGGAGGAAAUCUUUCACGAAUGGAAACUUUCUUACGGGCUGGCGGAGAACCGAGGCCAUCUGGAGCGUAACCAGCUAUCGCUUUGCGAUUGGACCAUCGCCAAGGAGCAGCUAAAAUUUGCUGAUGUGCAGCUGGACGUCGUUCGUUACAAGGCAAACGUUCCGGAAGGCGAAUUGCGAACCGGAAGCGAUGGGGAAGCAGCCGAAUGUCAAGCGUUUGUUGAUUUGAUGGCGAACGAGAAUGAUUAUUGUAUCGUUGAUCAGAAGGUUGAUGGACAGUUGCACUCGUUAGCUCAGUGGUACGGAUUGAGAGAGUUUGUCGUUGUCGUGCCGGUCAAGGGUUCUAUCACCAACGAAAGCCAGAUAAGAAUUUUGAUGAGUUCGAUUCAUAUUGCUGUUGCGGAGAGUAACUGCGAUGUUCCAGUAUUUGUUCAGGCCUUGGACAAAGUUCAGAAUGUUUUCCUUGGAGUUUGUGAGUCCGGUUCAAUCAGACUUUCGUUUGAUAUUGUUCAUUUGAAUAUUAUCCCGCCGACGUGUAAGUAUUUGUCGGGUCUGCUGGAUGUAUUUAAAGGAAAGGUAGUGGUUCCUUACAUGGAUCCGGUUGCAGUAUCCGUACGCUUUACUUAUUCACUGACGAAAUUUUUGAACUCAUCGUACGUUGUCUCUAAAAUGAUUCCCUUUUCGGAAAAUAACGGUAAUGAGGAAACAGUUGCCGGUUCCAAUAUAUCGCUGCCGUUUGGAGUUGCAAUAGACCCUGUUUCGGAAUUGGUUCUUCAUUGUACGUGGCCUCAUGUGGCGGAUAACGUAGUAAUCGAUUCUCAAACCUAUUCGGAUUUUGAUCCUCUCACGGCACCGAACUGGAGCAUUCGAGCUCGUUUCGAAGAUACUCCGGUUUGCUAUAUGGCGGAAUGUAUCCAGGAAUUUCUGCAGAUAUCGGAUUCCAGACGUGCCAUAACGGAGUACUUUCCGGAACUGGCCUACGGAGUAAGUCAGAACAUUGAAGGUCCCAAAGCUUUGGAGCGUCUAACGGAAUCGAAGAUUCCAACUUUUUCCUCCGUUAUUCCUGGAAUUUCUUCCGCUGGAACCGCAACCGGUAGAAAGAAUGCCAAACUUGAAGGCCCCCUCAACGACGAAUUGCUGAAGGAUAUGCUCUACUAUAUGUUCCCGGAUGCACAGCAGAAUGCAUUGCACGAGUACAACAUUCCGCAACUGGGUCAGAGUGAGUUCGAUCCGUUAAAGAUCAAGUCGGCUCAUCCCGAUUCGCUGGUGCAUCGGCUGACAAUCCUGCUGGCUGUGUGCAAUUCUUACUUUGGUGGAAAACGAGCUGUGGCGCAACUGUGGGCCGAGUUUGCCCAGGAGAUGCGGUAUCGAGUGGAGCGCUGCAUUCAGAUUCCAGGGUGAGUAGCAACUAUGUGUACGGUUCGGUAUUCCUUGAUGCGCUUUAGUUGCUCAGUUUCGGCACGUGCUUAUCGAUUGCGCGAUUGCAUGCAUGGGACCCGACCCGGACUGUAAUGUA
Messenger RNA from Topomyia yanbarensis, 1768 nucleotides. RefSeq names its product rab3 GTPase-activating protein catalytic subunit-like. The record is from RefSeq and is a predicted model, not a curated record. Gene Ontology annotation, molecular function: GTPase activator activity. NCBI's taxonomy places the organism in Eukaryota, Metazoa, Arthropoda, Insecta, Diptera, Culicidae. Gene Ontology annotation, biological process: positive regulation of GTPase activity. The transcript is spliced from 2 exons. Bases 169 to 1653 code for a protein of 494 amino acids.